AAUAAACAAUGGAUCGUCUAACGGAACUUAGAAAUAUAGCUUCACCUUCCAGUGAAAGGGAAGAUGACGACGUUAUACAAGCAGCUUCACGUGUACUGCAUGGAGACUAUCAGCAAGAACAAGGAAACGAGCAACCUCAGGAAGAAGAAAAGAAGAAUAUUCUAGACGAGAUGGAAAAUGGUCUUGCAAAGCUACAACGCAAGUUCUUUUCACCCUUUUCCAGCAAGACACACGGCAACGAGGACCUUGAAAGUAGUCGUCAGCAAUCUGGACAGACAAACCAAAGUGCUGGAGCUGUAGAAGAUAAUGUCUUAUCUAGCUUUUAUGAAGACGUCGACUCAGUGAAGGCUCUCAUUGAAAAACUAAAACUUCAAACGAAAGCUGUUGCACAAAAACACCGUGCGUUACUUGAAAACCCAACUAACGCUUCGAAGUUCGAGGAAGAACUGAUGACAGAGACUUCGUUGGCAAGAGAACUUGCCGUUGGGAUUAAGAGACGUUUGGAUAGAAUGAAAGAGUUACAAAACAAAGUCGAGAGAGAAAAAGGGCAAGGAUCUAGUGAGUCUCGCAUUAUUGUUGGGACACAAGGUGCUUUAGCCAAGCGUUUUAUGAAUGCUAUGCGUGAAUUUCAAAAUGUACAGGAAGAAUGUGAAAAUGACAUGAGAGAUCAGGCGGAAAGACAACUGAAAAUCAUCAACCCGAAGAUAACCAAGACAGAAGUGGAUACAGUCUUAGAUGCUACUGGUUCAGGUGGUAAUGCAAGUUCAGAAAUUUUACGACAGCAGAUGUUGAUGGCUCGAGACGGUGAUUAUAAUUCCAUUCGACUAGUUAUGGAGGAUGUGGAAGAACGCACUCGUGCUAUGCGUCAGUUGGAAGAGAAUAUUCAAGAAUUAAGACAAAUGUUUCUGGACAUGAGUGUAUUAGUGGAGGCUCAGGGAGAGACCAUUGACCAAAUUGAAAGCAAUAUAAGUAGUGCAAAGGCCAGUACCAAAACGGCUGCUUCUCAGUUGAGAGGUGCUCGUAAGCAUCAGAAAAGAUACUAUCGUCUACUAUUCUGUCUCUUUUGUUGCUUGAUUAUUUUACUUAUAGCCAUUCUGGUCCCUAUUGGAGUGGCAGUUAUUCGUCCAAAUAAUGGAGGAUAGAUAGAAAAAUUCUAAAUAUUCUGCUUUUGUAGAGCAAUCUAUAUAUGAAGUUAUUGGAAAUAAGUGUAGCAAAAGAUUUGCAAUGAAAAAGAAUGAUCGGGAAACUAACAAAUGGAACUGCUCAAAACCGAUAAAGUCUUAUUGCCAACC
Galdieria sulphuraria is the source of this 1292-nucleotide messenger RNA. Its product is annotated as syntaxin 1B/2/3. Gene Ontology annotation, molecular function: SNAP receptor activity; SNARE binding. Gene Ontology annotation, biological process: vesicle fusion; exocytosis; intracellular protein transport. The record is from RefSeq and is a predicted model, not a curated record. The transcript has 9 exons. The coding region runs from base 9 to 1142 and encodes 377 amino acids. NCBI's taxonomy places the organism in Eukaryota, Rhodophyta, Bangiophyceae, Galdieriales, Galdieriaceae. Gene Ontology annotation, cellular component: plasma membrane; SNARE complex; endomembrane system.